This is a messenger RNA of Sclerotinia trifoliorum, 2615 nucleotides long. NCBI's taxonomy places the organism in Eukaryota, Fungi, Ascomycota, Leotiomycetes, Helotiales, Sclerotiniaceae. The record is from the annotation of a GenBank genome assembly.
CUGCCAAGUUAUAAAUCAUGGAGAAAGCUCUUCGGCUUUUUGAAUUUGAUUCCAUCCCUCCUCUCAAUUAAUCUCAUUCAUAACAAUGGUGAGGACGAAGAUCUCGGGCUUUGUUGCCCUCGUCGCUCUGACGCUUCAAGCAAGUGCCAUUGUCGUGCCACGCCAUUUGGAGGUCCAUGAAAAGCGAGAAAGUUUACACCCGAGAUGGAUGAAAAGAGAUCGUGUCGAGUCACACAAGUUAUUGCCUAUGCGAAUUGGCUUGACACAGAGCAAUCUCGAUGAUGGUCAUGAUCAUUUAAUGAGAAUGUAAGUGCCAGAGCCUCUAUUCACUUAAGACAGCAGAGGUUAAUCGGUUCCAUAUAGAUCUGACCCUGCAUCUCCAUAUUUUGGACAACACUGGACGGAGGAAGAAGUCAUCGAGGCUUUCCGUCCCAAUCAAGAAACAGAAGAUGAAGUUCGGAAAUGGCUGGUGGAUUCCGGUAUUCCAGCUGGACGAAUUACUCAUUCAGAUAACAAAGGAUGGUUCGCAUUCUAUGCGACUGCUGAAGAAGCAGAAAAUUUACUGUAUACCGAGUACCAUGAGUAUGAGGAUUCAGUCACCGGUGGUGUUAUGCCGUCAUGCGAGGCUUAUCAUGUUCCCAAGAAUAUCCGAAGACACAUUGAUUACAUCAGUCCUGGCAUCAAACUUCUUGCGCCAAUUGAACAUUCAAAAAAUAAGUUGAAGCGAAACGCCGAAGUGUUAGAGCGCGAACUUUCUAAAAGAAACACACACGGGCUACUACGGGAUGCUAAGCACAAGCACAACGGUACCAGUGCCACCGAUUUGAGUACUUGUGAUAUUGCUAUCACUCCAGCUUGUAUCGCUGCGCUUUACCAUAUUCCACCUGCGACUUUGUCUCAUCCAAACAAUUCCAUGGGUAUCUUUGAGUCAGAGCUACAGUUCUAUACGCAAAACGAUCUAGAUUUGUUCUUCACAAAUUUCACGAAAAAUAUUCCAAACGGUACACAUCCAAUCCCAGCAAACAUCGACGGUGGAAUGCAAUCAACCACUGAUCCUUAUUACGCUGGUGGUGAAGCGAAUCUCGACAUUCAACUUGCUUAUCCAAUUAUUUACCCACAAAAAAUCACUCUCUAUGAUGUCGAUGACUACAUUGUUCAAGCAAACCAAAAUGAUACCUACACAUUUGGAUUCAACACCUUUUUGGACGCACUAGAUGGAGUAAGUUAAUUUCCACCUCGAAUUCCGGGAACAAUCAAUUAACAUUUUCCAGUCAUACUGCAACUUCACGGCCUACAACGAGACUGGCAAUGAUAAGUACUUGGAUCAAGCCUAUCCUGACACUCUAACUGGAGGAUGGCAAGGCUCCCUCAUGUGUGGUACCUUCACUCCCACCAACGUGAUUUCCCUAUCAUACGGUGGGCAAGAAUCCGACCUCCCAAUUGCAUAUCAAAAGCGACAAUGUCUUGAGUACUUGAAACUAGGUCUCCGAGGAGUAUCUUUCCUUUACGCUUCUGGUGAUUCCGGCGUUUCCAGUAAGUUCCAAAUUCGACUCUAUGGAUACAAUUUUCCUUUUUUCCGCUCCAAAAAUAACAUAAACCUCCAGACUAUCCGGGUGAUAUUGACGGGCCAACCGGUUGCAUUGGUCCAGAUCUCAACGUCUUCAAUCCCACCUGGCCUGGUACCUGCCCCUACGUAACCUCCGUCGGCGCCACAAAAGUGUAUCCCGGCUAUACCGUCAACGAUCCCGAAUCCGCUGUUUUCGAUCCCGCCGGCCACCCAUACUCCGUAAACUAUUCGUCCGGAGGCGGUUUCAGUAACAUCUAUCCGAUCCCGGAUUAUCAAGCUAAAUUUGUUGCAAAUUUUUUCCAUAAACAUAACCCGCCUUAUCCUUAUUACAGCGCCUUGAGCAACGACGCGAAUGGUACCCAAAUAUUGCCUGAUAUUGGUGCUUUGGUCGGUAAAACUGGGGGUAUUUAUAACAGGAUUGGAAGAGGUAUUCCUGAUGUAGCUGCUAAUGGAGAUAAUAUCGCUGUAAGUCUCUUAUACCUACUCUGAUAUAUCGCCAUCUUUCUGACCUAGUAUUUAGAUAUACAAUGGCAACCGUUUCGAGCUCAGCGGAGGCACAUCAGCUAGUACGCCUAUCUUCUCGGCGGUCAUCAACCGUAUCAACGAAGAGAGAAUUAAUGUUGGGAAGAAACCAAUUGGUUUCUUGAAUCCAUCGUUAUAUGCUAAUCCGAGCAUGUUGAACGAUAUCGUUAAUGGAACAAAUCCGGGAUGUAACACGGUUGGAUUUUCGGCGGUUCCUGGGUGAGUUUUUCUUCUUCUCUUCUCUUUUUAUGCUGUACUGUGUGUGAUGGGAUGAAUAUGAUAUAGAAUAAAAUACUAACAAUUAAUAGAUGGGAUCCAGUAACUGGUCUUGGUACACCUAAUUACCCGAAGAUGUUGAAAUAUUAUUUGGGAUUGCCAUAGUGUGGUUUUAUGAAUAUUUACCUACCUAGGUAGCCAUGGGAUGAUUUUUGGCAGGAUUAUGACGAGUUAUUCGGAUUUGAUCAAUGUUAUCAAUGUUAUGAAUAUUAUGAAUAUUUAGACUUAAAAAAUCAUGACUCGUAUUCAA